This is a messenger RNA of Rodentolepis nana, 1872 nucleotides long. The record is from the annotation of a GenBank genome assembly. Lineage: Eukaryota; Metazoa; Platyhelminthes; Cestoda; Cyclophyllidea; Hymenolepididae.
AUGUCUGGGUUUGAAAGCUUGGGAAUUACUCCCUCAUUGGCUCAUUGCUGCACAUCAUUACAAUGGAAAUCUCCUAUGCCGAUUCAGGCCUCAGCAAUUCCACCGGCGCUAAAAGGGAAUGAUAUAAUUGGGACGUCGGAGACGGGAUCUGGUAAAACGGGUGCAUUUCUUCUCCCCAUUCUUCAGAAUUGGUUGAGUUUGGGACGUCCUAAAGGUUUUGCCCUCAUUCUUGCCCCUACUCGUGAGUUGUCGCUACAAAUAGCUGAGACCGCCGAGGAUAUUAUGAGCAAUUUUAUGGAGGAUAGCGGACAGGAGAAAAAUCCACUUGUGGUAUUCCGUUUAAUUGGUGGAGAAAGUGCUGUUGAUCAGGCAAUUGCCCUUGCUUGGUGUAGGCAUCACUUUAUUGUUGCAACUCCUGGCCGGCUAGCGGAACAUAUCAAACAGUCUGACGGUUUUGCUCGUCAUCAUUUAUCGACAAUUAAGCACUUGGUUUUGGACGAAGCCGAUCGUAUGCUUAGUCUAGAAUUUGCCGAUGAUUUGGAUCUUCUGUUGAAUCUCUUUCAGCGUCCUGGUGUUGCUAAGGCAAGUAAGACCUUCCUUUCAAAACUUGCCAAUGUGUUAGCAGAAACAAAUCCGGAAGAAAAGGAGAAGGAACCUACAAUCGGAAUGAAGAAUACUAAGUUCCCUCAUCCACAAACCUAUCUCUUUACCGCAACAAUGAGCAAAGAUAUUCGAAACCUCCGUCGUGUGGCGUUGCGCAAAGAUGCCGUUCUUUGUAGUGCCAGUAUGGCUACUUCCAUGAACGAUCAUUCAAGUUCCAACAAGCCGCAGUCAAUAAAUGUCGAUUUGCCCGCUGGUCUGAGCCAUUAUUGUCUUCCCGUCCGCAGAUCUGACAAAUUGGCAGUACUCGAUUGGAUUCUGGAAAGCACCAAAGGGGAAGUCGAUAAUCAGACUAUUGUCUUCUGUUCUCGUUGCCAUGAGGCUAAAUUUGUAGCUGGCUGUCUGAUGGAGCGAGGUUAUCGUGCUCUAGCGUUAACAGGAAGAAUGAAACAACCUGUACGAAAACGUGUUCUGGCAGAAUUUGUGGCUGGUAAAGUGAAUGUCUUAGUGGCAACAGAUGUGGCCGGACGUGGGUUGGAUCUGCCAUUAGUGUCCUUGGUAGUAAAUUACGGCGUUCCUCUAACGGUGAAGUCCUAUCGUCAUCGUGUUGGUCGUACUGCUCGGGCUGGUCGUAGCGGUACCGCUGUUACCAUAGUAACGAGAGAUGAUGGCAAGGAAUAUUUGGAAUUAGAAUCAAAGCUCUUGCCUCCCUUACCAGGUAGCGAAGAACGUCGCUCUCUUUCGCGCUGGCCACAUCCGAUUCCUCCAGAGAAGUCGAAGAAGUCUAAAGGAGGCGAGAUUGUGGGUAUGGAGAAGAGGAGACGUCUGGUUGGCGAGGCUUGGACACGGGCAGCUAAGGUGAUGCGUGAAGAAGCAGCUAAAAAAGCUAUGGAACGUCACGCAGAGGGAAAUUCCUCUGAUUCCUCUGAAGCUGAGAUCGACGGUAUUGUCAAUGAUGAUUUCGAUGACCUUGAAACGGAAGAUCUGUCAAAGCAGCAUUGGGCCAGUGGUGCUGCUGGUAUAGCAGCCUAUCGUGAGGCGAAGAGGCGAAUGAAACUUCAGAAAAUGGCCAAAUUGAGAGACAGAGAGUCUGAUGGUGAAGGUGCAGAAGAUGGCUAUGAAGAAAAGAUGUCGGAUGAUAGUGAAGACGAUGAAGAGAGAGGAAAUCUUCGAUUUGAUCAGCCGAUCAAAGAGCGGCGGGCCAAAAAGAGGAAAGCCAUGGUGGCUUCUGUUAAAGACAAGAAAAAGAAACAAAUGUCUGGAGCGUUCUGA